UUUUUCUUGACCAGCUGAUCUUUGUCGUGUCAUUACUUCCUUAGCCUUAGGCUAAGACUUUAUCAGACAGUAGAAAGGAGUAGUCACACCUAAUCAACGGGACAGUCAACCCCUAAUAUGGCCGCGCCAACGGAAACUCAUGGUGAUUUACGACAAGAGCAUUUAGAAAGGGGUAAAAUAGCUAUCGUUGGCAGCGGACUGAUAGGCAGGGGCUGGUCGAUGCUAUUCGCCGCCGUCGGUCACCCCGUCUGCGUCUACGACGUCGAGCAGAAACAGGUCCUGGCAGCAUUUGAAUUUAUAGAGGCCGAGCUCAAGAGACAUGAGAAGGAAGGAACAUUGCGGGGAACAUUGAACGCAGCUCAACAGAGGGCGCUAAUAUCUUCGUCUAGCGACCUGAAAAGCUGCGAUGGAGUAUUGAGUGUGGCCGACAUUGACAAGGUGAUGUGGGCAGGUCUCGGACCGCGAUAUGCCUUCCUCGGUCCUCUAGAGACGGCCCACCUGAACGCAGACGGCAUAGUCGACUGCAUGCGCCAAUACGGAGCCGGCCUGGAGCAUGUGAGCGCCACCAUGGGGCCGACGCCGGUGUACACAGCGCCACCGCCAUCUCUUGAGCAGAUUAACAAACAACUGGAGGAAAUGACGCCGCUUGGAGAGAUGGGGGCGCGGCGGGCGUGGCGGGACAAGAUGCUGUCAGCUUUAGCCAGGCUCAAGCGCGACAUGGAGACGGAGUAACGAUGCAGCAGCAGUAGUUACUCGCUUGUCUGCCAAGACGAGCGUAGUCAGCGAAUAUCUACGCUCAGUACUCGGUUCUGUCUCUCUCUCUCUCUCUUACACUCUUUCUCUCUCUCUCUCUCGCUCGCAUUUUAAA
This is a messenger RNA of Priapulus caudatus, 868 nucleotides long. RefSeq names its product lambda-crystallin homolog. The transcript has 5 exons. The coding region runs from base 118 to 732 and encodes 204 amino acids. The record is from RefSeq and is a predicted model, not a curated record. Gene Ontology annotation, biological process: fatty acid metabolic process. NCBI's taxonomy places the organism in Eukaryota, Metazoa, Priapulida, Priapulimorpha, Priapulimorphida, Priapulidae. Gene Ontology annotation, molecular function: NAD+ binding; oxidoreductase activity, acting on the CH-OH group of donors, NAD or NADP as acceptor.